CCAGAUGCUCUGGCGCAACUUCUUGACGCCUUCUAUUUAAAGGCACGGGGCUCGCCCGCCCCCCGGCCGCGAACCCGAGGCGCCCCGCCGGGCCGGGCCGCGGCGCAGUCGGAGGGAGAACACCCGGCGCGGAGGGGCGGCCCGGCUCCGGCCCCGCAGGCGCGAUGGCGAGCAGCGACAGCGACCACGCGGCGGAGAGCGCCCUCGGCUCCGACCCGGAGGGGGCGACCCGAGGGAUGGAGACCGAGGAGGAGGAAGACGAGGAGGACGACACGGCGGCGGAGUCGGAGGGGGAGCCGGACACCAGUUUAUCAGACCAGGAUGAAGAAGGCAAGAUCAAGCAGAAGUGUAUCAUAUCUGACCCCUCCUUUUCCAUGGUGACAGUUCAACGGGAUGAUAGUGGAAUAACCUGGGAGACCAAUUCAAGCAGGUCUUCUACUCCUUGGGCCUCAGAAGAAAGUCAGACUUCUGGUGUGUAUAGUCCGGAAGGGUCGACUAUGAAUUCUCCUCCAGGGAAUGUUUCCUUUAUUGUGGAUGAGGUUAAAAAAGUUCGAAAAAGAAGGCCUAAGUCAAAGCAUGGCUCACCAUCAUUGCAUCGAAAAGGCAACAAAAAAAGAAAUUCUUUUGAAUCCCAAGAUGUGCCAGCAAACAAAAAAGAUCCUUUAAUUUCAGAAACCCUGGUACUAAGUGCCCAGAAAGAGAAGUCAUCUACUGGCAUAUAUGAUAAAAUGAGAAAAAAGAAGACCACUUCAGAUAUACCUCCUAUUACUGGGGCGAUAUACAAAGAACACAAGCCAUUAGUGUUAAGGCCAGUCUACAUAGGAACAGUAGAAUAUAAAAUCAAGAUGUUUAAUUCAGUUAAAGAAGAAUUAAUUCCUCUACAAUUUUAUGGAACAUUACCAAAGGGUUAUGUAAUUAAAGAAAUACAUUAUAGGAAGGGGAAAGAGGCAUCCAUUAGUCUAGAGCCAGAUUUGGGCAUUCGUGAUUCUAAUAUAGUUUCCAAAACAGGCAAAUUAGUAGCCCAAAGCACAGAAGAUGAUAAAGGAAAAGAGCUUGCUUCACCCCGGAGAGGUGCACUCUCCAAACAAUCAAAGUCCCUGACCUCCUUAUUCAGGCAUGAGGAUCAACAGAAAAUUUACUUUGAUUCUCCCCUAAAGACCACGUCUGCCACCAAGCACACAAAUAAUGACACAUCAGAACGAAAAACAGAGCUCAGCCCAUCACAGUCCAUGCAACAACAGCCAGGCAAUGAAGCAAAACCCUGUGAAACUGAGCCUUCUUCUCUUCCAUCUGAUAUAUCUGCAGCUGUGUUGCUGGAAGCAGCCAAGGAAGAAUUUGAGCCUGAUUCACAAGAAAUUGUAACUUCAGAGUGUGACUCUUCAGUCUCACCAACUUUAAUGGAUGAGAUAAAGAAGGAGGAUGUGUAUUCUGCUGACCAUUCCAUUUCACUGCAGGCAGAGAAGGAAUCUCUGGAAACAUGUGCACCAGGUCUGGCAGCAUCUAUCCCAGAAGAUUUUGGCACACAGAGAGAAGAACUGGACCUGACUUCACUAGAAAGGGCAGAACCAGUCUCAGAACAACUGGCCCCUGCUCAUCUCAGUGUUAAAGGAGUGAAGGAAGAAAACCUACCUGAGCCGUCCAUUUCUCUUUCUGAACCUCUAGAGUUAGAGGAACCAGAAGAAGAAAAAACAGAAGUGUCUCUACCAGUAGCUGCUUCCCCCGAACCUGAAGAUUCCAAUUUAGUGGAAGAAGAGAUCAUAGAGCCUGAUUACCCAGGAAGUCCAUCAUUUUCAGAGAAGGCCUUCCCACCACGUUUGGCCCCCGAAGUGGACUGGAAAGAAGAGGAGACCACUCUCCCGUUACUGACAACAGCAACACCCGAACACGCUGCUUUGUCUGUGGAAGAAAGAGAGGAAAAUGAGUCUGUUUCCACUGAUUCUGUUUUUGUUUCAGAGUAUUCAGUCCCACAGGAUUUGAACCGUAAACUAGACAAGCAAGAAGUAGAGCCAGUUUCUCUAUUCAAUAGAAAAGCUAUAUCUGAACAUAAAGUUUUGUCAGAAGAGGAGAAUGAGGAAUUUGAACCUUAUUCCCCCAGUGUAACCUCUGUACCUGAACACUCUCUCUCACCGUCCACAAAUGAGAAGCCUUCUGAGUGCCAGUCCCCACCGCUUUCAGCUGCUGCAUCAGAACCCACCGUCCUGUCAGAAGAGGGCCUCAAAUUUGAGUGCAUCACACCAGAUUCAGCACUGACUUCCCAAUAUGCAGUUCCACCAAAUGUAACACAGGAAUCCCCAAAGAAAAUAAUUCAUGAUGUGUCCCCAUUACCAUCAAAAUAUGUUUCUGAGCACACAGUUCUGUCAGAAGAGGGGGAAGACACUGCAUUGUACCCCCCAGAUGUGGCCUCUGCAUCUGAUCACUCUCUCCCACCAUGUGCACCGGAGAAGCCUUCUGGGCACCAGUCCCCACUGGUUUCACCUGCUGCAUCAGAACCCACCGUCCUGUCAGAAGAGGGCCUUAAAUUUGAGUGCAUCACACCAGAUUCAGCACUGACUUCCCAAUAUGCAGUUCCACCAAAUGUAACACAGGAAUCCCCAAAGGAAAUAAUUGGUUAUGUGUCCCCAUUAAUGUCAAAAGAUGUUUCUGAGCCCACGGUUCUGUCAGAAGAGGGGGAAGAUGCUGCAUUGUACCCCCCAGAUGUGGCCUCUGCAUCUGAUCACUCUCUCCCACCAUGUGCACCGGAGAAGCCUUCUGAGCACCAGUUCCCACUGGUUUCACCUGCUGCAUCAGAACCCACCGUCCUGUCAGAAGAGGGCCUCAAAUUUGAGUGCAUCACACCAGAUUCAGCACUGACUUCCCAAUAUGCAGUUCCACCAAAUGUAACACAGGAAUCCCCAAAGGAAAUAAUUGGUUAUGUGUCCUCAUUACCAUCAAAAGAUGUUUCUGAGCACACGGUUCUGUCAGAAGAGGGGGAAGAUGCUGCAUUGUAUCCCCCAGAUGUGGCCUGUGCAUCUGAUCACUCUCUCCCACCAUGCGCACCAGAGAAGCUUUCUGGGCGUCAGUCCCCACUGCUUUCAGCUACCCCAUCUGAACAUGUGGUCCUAUUAGAGGAAGAGAUGGAGAGGUACACACCCUCUUCCACCUCUGUUUCUGAAUUUUCAGUACCACCAUGUGCAUCACCAGAAUCACAGGAGGAGGAAAUUGUCUACAGAUCCCCUUUAAAUCUAAAAGGUGCCUCCUCACCCAAGAAUUUCUCAGAAGAAGAGCAAGAAGACAUCGGACCUUUUUCUCCAGACUCUGCAUUUGUGUCAGAAUUCUCAUUUCCACCCUAUGCAAUUCAGGAAACAGAGAAAAGAGAAUUUGAGUGUGAGUCUCCAAUGUGCUUAACAUCACCAUCUGAACACACUAUUUUAUCAGAUGAAGACACCGAAGAAGCUGAACUUUUUUCUCCAGACUCAGCUUCACAAGUUUCGAUACCCCCAUAUAGAACCUCAGAAACAAACAAAAAUGAAAUUGAGCACAAUUCACUGUUCACUGCAGUAUCUGCUUCAGGAUAUUCCUGCUUUUCGGAAGCAGCUGAGGAACACAUUGCACCCACAGCUAUUAUGCCUGCACCAGAGUAUCCCAGUUCGUUACAGAAGCAACAGGCUGAACCUUCCCCUUCAGUGUCUGCACUUGAAGGCUUGAGUGUGCCAUCUUCAACGAAUAAAGCAGAGAUGGCAGAAAUUAAGCCAGAUGUUCAAACAAUCUCAGCAUCUGUAUCUGAAUAUCUCAUUUUGACACAGAAGCACUUAACUGAAACACUUGUAGAACUUGAGUCUGAAGACUCAAUUCUGCCACAUUUAACCAGUGAAUUGGAGAAAGGAGAAAUUAAGACUAGUCCAUCAGUUGCUGUAACGCCUAUUUCUUUACCUGCACAGUCAUCCACGGUAAAGGAAGAAACCAAACCUGUUUUGCCUGCCUCGCAGCAUUCCAUUUCACCUGAUUCAGUACAUGCAAUUAAUAAAGAACAAGAACCCAAUGCACCACUCACUCCAAAAGCUGCAAAUGAACAGAUGGCUUUGUUGAAAGUUAAAAGUAAGGAAGAAAUUGUGCCUGAUUCUCAAGAAGCUACAGCGCUUGUAUCACGGGAUCAAGAAAUGGAGCCUCAGUCCCCAAAUGUUCCAGGGUCUGGGAUGAAAUACUCAGUUCUGCCUGACUUGGUAGACGAGCAGAAGAAAGAUGUCAAACCCAGUUUAGCUUCAUCUGUGACAUCUGAACUGGAACAGAGGAUGCUGUCAGAAAAUGAGCCUAAACUGUUACAACCAUGUUCACCUCAAAAGGAAACAUCUUUAUCUGGGCCUGAGAUUUUUUCAGCAGUGAAAAUGGAAGUGGAACAUGAUUCUAAAAUAACUGGUACACCUAAAACACUGCAGUCAUCUUCACCAGGAGAGGAGAAAGAAGUUGAACCUGGACCAUCUGCACCAGAAUUUUCAGCUUUGUCAGAAGAAAUAAAGAAAGAAAUUGAAUCCAGCUCUUCAAUAACCACAACAUCUAUAACUAAGCAUGAUUCAAGCUUAAUCAAAUUAGCAAGAGAAGAAAUCCCAACAGAUUUACCUCCUCUUACCAUGCCUAUAGAACAUCCAAUCUUAACAAAAGUAGGAAAGAGUGAAUUAGGAAGCAGUUUGCCAACACUGGUAAUAGCUACAGAUGAACAUUCACUUUCUAAAGAAGAAGAAAAGGUAGCAAGUAAAGCUAGUUCUUCUCCCACUGAAGCUUCUGGAUCCAAAUGUCCAAUUUGGUCAGAAGCCAAGAAGGAAAUUAAAUUUGAUUCACUUCCAAGCGUAUCCUCUGUAUCAGAGAAUUCUAUUUUGUCAAAGGUAGAAACUGAAGAAAUUAAACCUGGGUUGUCAGUAAUCAAAACACUGUCUUCUCAGGAUUCAGAUGUAUCAAAGGCAACAAGAGUGGAAAACAGUCAAAGUCUUUCAUUUUCUACAGUCCUUGACUCUGAACAUUUGGUUUUAUCACAGAAAAAGAAUCAUGUGUCUGCCUUAGAGGGGUCAGGGCCUGAACAUGUGCCUUCUCUCAGCCUAGGUAGUGAGAUAAAGAAAAAAGAAACUGAACUUCCUUCCACACAAAAUGUGUCACCUGCACCCAGGCAUAGAGUUCCAAAAAGAGGCAAAAGUGAGGAAAUGGCAACUUCUCCUCCCAAGUUGGAAAAUUUAGUGUCAGAAAAUUUAGCUCCAACAUUACCAACCCUCAGUGAUGAUAAGAACAAACAGGCAAUGGAGACAUUUUCUCCAGCUCAGGGAAGUUUCCUGUCAGAAAAACAAGAUCUUGCUCUGGCAGAGCUUUCUUUGGAAACUGAGGAGAAAGACAAGCCACCCCAAGUGUCAGAAUUACCAAGUGCUGGGUCAGAAUUCACUGGUGGUUGUGGUAGGGCAAGUGGAUCCAUAGAUAAAAAACAGAUAAAACCUCCCAUAACUGAAAUAGCCGAUUCUGCCUUAGAGAAGGGCCUAGCUGAGCUUAGGAGCAGAGAAGAGGGAAAAGAAGAAAAUAGGGAACUCCGUGUGUCAGCUACAGUGCCUGAAAUUCCAGAGGUUCCAUCAUACCUUAGGGAGGAAACUCAGAAUCAAGAAAUUCAAUCUUUCUCUCCUGAGGCAGUCAACUUAGGGUCAAAAGAAGCAUUUACCUCUCUAGUUAAAGAAGACAGCCCAGAACUUCAGCCAAAUACUUUUUCUUUAAGAGGAUUAUCAGAGGAGUUGAAACAUUCAGAUGACUUUAAAAAAGGAGUGAAACAAGAAAUUAGCCCAUUACUGCCAACAGGAAACUUGAAGGCACAAGUGGCAGGAGAUAUUGUAACAAAACUAAAUGAAGAAACAGACCAACCAAAUUCAUUCCAUGUACCCCAGAGUAUAACAGAACCAUCGAAGACUGCUGCUUCUGACCCUGUGGAAAAAGAGGAGCCUGAAAGCACACUUCAUUCAGAUCAAGUUGUUAAAUUACCUGAUGUAAGCAGGUCUUUUGCAGAUAAACAAGAUCUGGGUAUUAAACAAUUUUUGUUUAUGAAAGAGAACUUGCCUUUGGAAGAUACACAGCCGUUUAUGACACCUGAGCCUACAGAUGUUAAAGAAACACAAAUGAAAGAGACCCUGCUUUCUCCAAAGAAUGAAAACUGGCUGCUGGAAAAGCCAGAAAGGGACUUGACAAGUCAUCCUGAAGGAAGAGUCCUGGGGUCUGUGCAGCUGGUUUCCUCUGCCAGCAGUGAUCUGACUACAGGGCAGCUCAAGGCUGCUGUAUCAGAUAAAGACCAUACAUGGGAAAUCGGAAAGCAGGUUCAGCCACAUUCUGCUGAAGAAUCUCCUUUAUCGUUCCAAGAAUCAGUAUCUACUCUCAAUACCUCUAAUGGUAACAUAGAGACCUUAUCAACUAAACCUUACUCUCCUGAAGAAAUAAAACUGUCCCCCAAACCAAAGUCUUUAGUUCCAGCUGGAAAUGUAGAGAGAAACGAAGCAGAGAGGAAGCAGACACUUUCUUUCAUAGAGAGUGAAAACUUGAUAUUGGAGAAAGCAAACACAGAAUUUUCCCUGCCUUGCAAAGAAGACCCUAAGGAGGAAAUAAAACUGCCUUCUAAAAGAAUCAUCCAGAAACCAGUGCCUGGCCCAUCGAUGGAACAUGUCAAGUCAGAAACGAUUCCCUCUCCUGCCAAAGUAGCCCAUGUCCUGGUAGGAGAUGCAGAACCAGAAUUGGGCAAUGAAAAGGAAAUGCACAGGAGUGUAUCUCCUUUAACUGGAGAGAAGCCAUUAGAAGAGCCACAAAUGGUUCAGUCAAAGGUUGUAGAUGAUGCUAGUGAGAGAGGGAAACCAGCACCUGAAGUGAAAAUACACACAUCAAUAAAACCCCUCUCCUCAACCCAAAAAAAUGAAGAACCUCAACCUCCAGAGUCACUUGAGGUGACAGAAAAGCUGCCCAAGCAGCCCAAGGCAGUUGAGCCAGGCCUUUCUGAGGGAAAGGGAAAGAAAGGAAUUUCAUCUUUCACGUCAUGGAUGUCCAGUUUGUUUUUUGGAUUGAGCUCUCCAGAUAACAAAGUUGCUGAAAAAGAAGAUUUAGAAACUCAGCCAAGUCCAUCUGUAGAAAAAUCAGCAACUGCGAUAGAGCCUAAAAGUACAGCUGCAGCUGACUUCAGUACAACUGGGAAACCAACUGAUCAUCUAUUACCAGAGGCAGAACUUAAGACUGUUCAAGAAUCCAGAGAUACUUUAGUUAAAUCUGGUGAAGAUCAAAACUUUAAAGAAAAACCUGCAUUUUUAUCAAAUGUAGAAGUUUUACAGCAGCCAAAAUCCAGCUUUGAGGUGCUUAGUAAAGAUUAUGGGAAGAAAGAAAUCCUAGACUAUUCAAAGGAAAUGGACCGACACACAGUAGUUACCUCUCCUGAUGGUGAGGAACAUCUUGGAAUUCAAUCUUCUACCAUGGGUGAGAAAUCUAGUAGGGAAGAAGUGAAAAAUGCUGUUCCUCUUCAUGUAACUGAUAGUAAUAGGGCCCAGAAGCCAGAAAUCGCUCCUCCAUCUAAAUGGAAUAUUUAUAUUUUUAAGGAAGAGCCAAGAAGCAGUCAAAAGGAAAAGUCACUCUUUUCAUUUGAUGCAGGAGAUCAGGUGCCACAAAAGCCAAAAUCAGCUUCAACGAGCUUCACAAGUAAAAAUAUCAUGAAGGAAUUAGAGAAGCCAGAGAUGAUAAUUUUGCCAGUAGAAGAAUCUGAAAGUUUAAUUGAUCUUGGUGAAGACAGACUGAAGAAAAAAAUGCCAGCACCUACUUCCUUGAAAAUUUCUGAAGAGAAAAUAAAACUCAGUUCUGUUAGUCCAACUGAGGAGAAAGAUAACUUAGAAACCAGAUCAUGUUCCUUUGCAGAAAAGAAGGUACUAGCAGAACAACAAGAAAUUAUGGCCCCGUUAGAGCAUAGCGAUAACAACAGAAUAGGGAAGGCAGAAAUCACACAUGGCUCUAUCUCUAUUAAACUGGAAGAAUCAAAAGCUGCUGCUGUUCUGCAUCAAGCCUAUCAAAGUGAAGACCACAAAGAAAGACACAAAAUUAUUGAGGAGGAGAAAGGAGAAGAAGAAAAGCAGUUACAUGCAUUUUCAGAAGGAGAGAAGCAGCAGGAAAUUCAGUCUUAUUCUGCAAAUGCAGCCAGGUUUCUGCCUGAAGAAUUAGAUAACUCUUUGGGUGAAACUCAACCAUUUUCAGUAGUUAAAACUACAUCAAUUAUAGAAAAAUCAGAAACCAUGAUUUCAGACGCUCACCCAGCAAUCAGGGAACCAAGGGCAGUAGGAACCGAACCACAUCCAUUAGAAAGUAAUGUUUUGGUGGAGAAAACCAAGAUUUUCCUUCCAGUGGAUCUUCCUUAUCACGAUGAAAUAGAUGACCACUCUUUACCGAAGGAAGGCAAUCUAGUAUUGGAAGAGUCAAGGAAGGGUAUGUUAAGACACAAUGAAGAAAAGGCACAGGUCACAGUGUUAGAAUCAUCAAAAGGUGGUUCAGUAGGUAUCACAAAAGAAAGUAUGAAACAAGGAUCUCCAUCUAAAGAAUCUAAAAGGAUUUUAGUCUGUCCUUUUGAUGAAACAAAGAGCUUAGAAACACUGCCAUAUUUGUUGUCAUCUGUGAAAGAACAAACGCUUAUUUCAGGAACUUCUUCUGAAAUUAGUACAGUGAAGAAACAAGAAAUGCCAUGGUCAGAAUUUACUGCAGACAGGCAUACAGUACAUGCUAUUCAAACAUCUGAAGAUCUAACAUCUGAAAUGUCUAAACAAUCUGUUCUUGUUUCAAAGCACCACUUGGAGGCUGUGAAAGAUGUCCAUGUAAAUGAACCACAAUCUUCAGCAAGCAGCAACUAUGCCCAAUUUAUAACUAAUGCAACAAUUAAUACUGAUGAAACAGUUUCUAUUAGAGACAUAUCUGAGGAGUCUGAAGACAUAUAUGUAAAAGAUGGAGCACUAAGAGUGACUAGUAAGCCAGCUGGACUUUCAGAAGAUCAAAAGAGUGCCUUUAGUAUCAUUUCUGAAGGCUGUGAGAUAUUGAAUAUUCAUGCUUCUGCAUUUAUUCCUUCAGUUGAUCAGGAAGAAAGUGAAAAAUUGCAAGAUAAGUUAGAAUAUUUCGAAGAGAAGACCUCAUUUAAACCUGUAUCUCUCCUUGACAACAGUGAGGCAGUUGCUUUCCAUAAAACAGGAAAGAGUAAGUUAGGAGAUUCUGAUAAAAAAAUUGCAUCAUUGAAAGAAAAUAAACAACAGGAAACUCAUAACACAGAAGAGGAGAUAUCCACAGAUUCAGAAACUGGUGAUUUAGCCUUUAAUCAGCUCACAAAUCCCAGUGAAGAGGAUUAUUUUGAAAAAUAUACAUUGAUUGAUUAUAACAUCUCUCCAGACCCAGAAAAACAGAAAGCUCCAUGGAAAUUAAGUGUUGAAACAGAACUCUCAAAGGAAGUUACAGAAGAUAUUAUCACUUUCCCAGAAAGUUCCGAGGAAAGUACCCUAGAACAUGAAUAUGACUUGGUGAAAUUAGAUGAGAGUUUUUAUGGAAUGGAAAAGGACUACAGCAAAUCAUCUCACUCAGAGACCCACAAGUCUUUGGGUAUCCAAAGGUCAGCUGACAGAGACUCUCCAAAGAGCAUAAAUAGAGAUGUGGACUUGAAGUUGCAUGGGAUGCCUUUAUUUGAUGCAGAGGAAAGUGUUUUGUCACGAACCCAGAUAUUUCCUACCACUGCUAAAGCCAUUAAUCCUGAACUUCUAGAGGAGCCACCUGCACUUGCAUUUUUAUACAAGGAUCUAUAUGAAGAAACAGUUGGAGAGAAAAAGAAGGAAGGGGAGACAGCUUCUGAAGGUGACAGUGUGAAUUCUGAGGCAUCAUUUCCAAGCAGAAAUUCUGAUCCUGAUGAUGGAACAGGAAUGUAUUUUGAGAAGUACAUACUCAAAGAUGACAUUCUCCAUGACUUAUCUGAAACUCAAAAGGACCAAGGCCAACGUCUAGAAGAAAAGCUAGUCAGCAAGGAUGACUCAUACCAACCACUAGCUGCAGCAGGGGAAGCUUGGGGGAGGUUUGGACCUAUUUUGGGGGAGAAGAGUGUCGAAGAGGAACAGAAAGCUGCUUACAGGGAAGGAGAGUCAGUAGACCAUGUGGAGACCCUUGACAAUGUAGCUGUGCAGAAGAAAGCUCCCAUCACUGAGGAAAUCACAGUGGUUACCCAGCAGAUAAGCUAUGCAGUUCCAUUUGAAGACACCCAUCAUGUCCUAGAGAGAGUAGAUGAAACAAGCAGUCAGAGUAAUGAAGCAGGAAAUGCAAGUCUAGAAGUCAAUCUGAAUGUCCCAGUACAAGUGUCCUUUCCAGAUGAAGAACUUGCAACUGGUACAGCUUGUGUUCAAGAAACACUGCAAGAAGAACCUAAAAUAAUGGUCCCUCCUGAGCCAAGAGAAGAUAGGCUGCGCAAUAGCCCUGUUCAGGAUGAGUAUGAAUUUGCUGAGUCCCUGAAUUACGAAGUGUUUGCUCAAGACACUCAAUCAGAGGAACUGUAUUCAGAAUCCACACCUGAAGAUGUGUUAUCUCAAGGAAAGGAGGAAUCUUUUGAACACAUCAGUGAAAACGAAUUUGUGAGUGAGGUGGAACAAAGUAUGUCUGCUGAACAGAGUGAGUCAGGCAGAGAAAGGACAGAACAAGACCAAUUAUCAUCAGAAUUAAUAACUGAGAAGGAACAAAAGGAACGGAAAAAGGCCCAGAUUGACACAUACUGCUACACUUGCAAAAGCCCGGUUUCUGUUGUUGACAAGAUGCUUGGCACCCAUGAAGACCAUGUUGUCUCAACACUUGAUACAGCUAUAAGUGCUGUAAAGGUUCAGUUGGCAGAAUUUCUAGAAAAUUUACAAGAAAAGUCCUUGAGGAUUGAAGCCUUUGUUAGUGAGAUAGAAUCCUUUUUUAAUACCAUUGAGGAAAACUGUAGUAAAAACAAGAAAAGGCUGGAAGAACAGAAUGAGGAAAUGAUAAAGAAGGUUUUAGCACAGUAUGAUGAGAAAGCCCAGAGCUUUGAGGAAGUGAAGAAAAAGAAGAUGGAGUUCCUGCAUGACCAGAUGGUCCACUUUCUGCAGAGCAUGGACACCGCCAAGGACACCCUGGAGACCAUCGUCAGGGAAGCAGAGGAGCUUGAUGAGACUGUGUUCCUGACUUCAUUUGAGGAAAUCAAUGAAAGGUUGCUUUCUGCAAUGGAGAGUACUGCUUCUUUAGAGAAAAUGCCUGCUGCAUUUUCACUUUUUGAACAUUAUGAUGACAGCUCAGCAAGAAGUGACCGGAUGUUAAAACAAGCGGCUGUUCCACAACCUCCAAGAUUAGAACCUCAGGAACCAAAUUCUGCCACCAGCACAACAAUUGCAGUUUACUGGAGCAUGAACAAGGAAGAUAUCAUUGACUCAUUCCAGGUUUACUGCAUGGAGGAGCCACAAGAUGACCAAGAAGUCAAUGAGCUGGUAGAAGAAUACAGACUGACAGUGAAAGAAAGCUACUGUAUUUUUGAAGAUUUGGAACCUGACCGAUGCUAUCAAAUAUGGGUAAUGGCUGUGAACUUCACCGGAUGUAGCCUGCCCAGUGAAAGGGCAGUUUUUAGAACAGCACCCUCCACACCUGUGAUCCGAGCUGAGGACUGUACUGUGUGUUGGAACACAGCCACCAUCCGAUGGCGGCCUGCCAACCCAGAGGGUCCUGAGACCUACACUCUGGAGUACUGCAGACAGCACUCUCCAGAGGGCGAGGGCCUCAGAUCUUUCUCUGGAAUUAAAAGACUCCAGCUGAAAGUUAACCUCCAACCCAAUGAUAAUUAUUUUUUCUAUGUGAGAGCCAUCAAUGCAUUUGGGGCAAGUGAGCAGAGUGAAGCUGCCCUCAUUUCCACCAAAGGAACCAGAUUUCUCUUGUUGAGAGAAACGGCUCAUCCUGCUCUGCAGAUUUCCUCAGAUGGAACAGUGAUUAGCUUCUCUGAGAAGAGACGGCUGACAGACAUCCCAUCAGUGCUGGGUGAGGAGCUGCCUGCCUGUGGGCAGCAUUACUGGGAGACCACGGUCACGGACUGCCCGGCUUAUCGCCUUGGCAUCUGCUCCAGCUCUGCCAUGCAGGCGGGGGCCGUGGGACAAGAGGAGGCUUCAUGGUACAUGCACUGCUCCGGGCCGCAGAGAUACACAUUUUUCUACAGUGGCAUUGUGAGCGAUGUUCAUGUGACUGAGCAUCCUGCCAGAGUGGGCAUUCUACUGGACUACAAUAACCAGAGGCUUCUGUUUAUUAAUGCUGAAAGUGGACAGUUGCUCUUCAUCAUUAGGCACAGGUUUAAUGAGGGUGUUCACCCUGCCUUUGCCCUGGAGAAACCUGGAAAAUGUACUUUGCACCUGGGAAUCAAGCCCCCAGAUUCCACAAGACACAAGUGAUCACUGGCCUACAGAGUUUGCUAGAGCAAUAAUUCAAAACCUGGGGGUUUGUUGUUCCUUUGCUAUACGUCAUUCAGAACGUCUCCCACACAUUCACACUAGUGAUAGCCACAUACACAGUGAUCAACACGUGAACAACACACCAUGAAAACCUUAGCAUUUUAGGGGAGCAUGAGAGCAAAGAGGAUGGAAAAACAACCUCCACCAUUUGCUUUGUAUAUUUAGUUGUUCCCUAUAUUAAAGCAUUUAUAAAGACUUGAGAACAAAAAUAGAGAAAAGGAUUUCCACCUGUUUCAUAGGUAAAAGAAAUUCUUGAUGGACAGGUCUGAGUGAAGGGAAGGUUGUGCUAGUAACACAUCUCCUCUGACAAGAAACACUGACUUUUCCACAAGAAAAAUGUCACCUCACUUCACUAACGGAUGAUGAAUCCUAAUCAUUAGAGAAAGUGUUUUAGCCAUUUUAAGUUGAUAAUGAACUGUUUUGUAAUAGUAUAUGCUGUAGAACACAAGUCUCUUUUCCCUGAAAUUUUAAAUGUAGACAAGUACUAGAUAUUAGAAAUUUCCAUUUUGUUAAAUAAAUGGUUAGAGUCUAUAGAACAAAACACAUUAUAUGAACUUCUUAUGUGUCUUACCCAUCUGGCAUAGUGGACUGAGACAAACUGCAGAGUAAAUGACUAUCACAUUUGAGUAGGUUGCACUACUACUAAUUUUCAUUUAAGAAUUUUACAUACAUGCCUUAAAAUCUAAACACUUUCAGCCCAUAGUUACAGUCAACUGCAGAAAGCUGGGAAUCUAUUUUUGCCAAAUGAAAUGGUCAUUUUCAGACAUUAUUGAAAUGUCUCAAAGCCUUCUAAAAUAUAUUGAUAAAUCUAGAAUGCAUGUUGAUAUGAUUGCCUCAUGUUUAAUAUAAAUAAUUUGAUCAUAUUUAUAGAUUUUUUUAACAUUAUGAAUUCAGUUUUUGUUUCUUGAUUGAGAAAUAAUAUCCUGCUCUGGGGAUAUAUUCAAAAAUCUAUUGUUUAAUAGCUAGAAAAUUCAAACUGGAUCUGUAACUACAUAAAUAGAUGCCCUGUAAAGCUAUGACCACUCUGCUUUAAAAUUACAGCAGCUUUUGGCAAGAUGGAUACUUAGUGAAAUAGGAGCUAUGAUUUACUCUUCUGUUAAGAACUCUCUCUUUUUUCAGACCUUAAAAGUGUUAUCAGGUUCUGACUGAUCAGCAACCCAUAGUCAUUAUUACUUUUUAUUUUUUGGUGGGAAAGUAGUGUAAUUAAAAACAGUAACAACAGUAGCAGUAACUAAUGAAUUUUAGAGUUUGUCUCAGUUUGGGUUCCUCCCCAACAGACCUCAAGAUACAGUGCUGGUUGUUUACACAAGAGGUAGUUGGGGAAGCACACGUGAGGAAGUGGGGAAAGUGAGACAAGAAGGGAAAGAGCCGAUAGAGGACAUACUAGAUGAGUGGGUUGUUAUUACUGUGAGCAAUGGGGUCUCACUUGUCCUGGGGGCACCCCCGGAAACCACAUGGAACAUGCCACAUGUUGGCAUUUCACCACGCCUGUCUAACCCCUGUUGGUUUAGGGUUGCCCCAGGGAGCAUUACUUUCCCACCCCCACAUUUCCAGGUUGUGUUCCUUGCAAAUUCCCAUGGUCUCAAGAAAGCCCUCAGACAAAAGGAAAUGAAAAACAAAGGUGCCUGACAUAGAGCUGUCAGCGUGCUGACAACUGUCUCAUGCGGCUGCACCCAGGGGGCUGGCUGGGAGCUGGGAGUACUGGGGCAGGGCACCAGCAGUGUCUGCCAUGGAGUGCAAGCAGCUCUGGUGCUAAGGAGAGAGCCAUGAAAAUGCAAAGAACUGGGUUUGAAUCUUGAUGCAGGUUUUAUUAGGUGAUGACUUGGGCAACUCAGAUUCUUUAGUUAUGCCUUUCUCAGGGUAACUAUAAACAUCAGAUUAAAUAAGCAUAUGAAAUGUCAUAGCAUUUUGUAGUUUAUAAAACACCCUGUCAAGGGACUCUAGAGAUCCUCUGAGGCCAGCCCUCCACCAGCCACAGUGAGUGGCCCUCCUGUCUCUGACUCCAUGGCAAGUGAACAAUGGAAGGUCGGUCUGGGGUCAGGAGAUCCACGUUUCAGCUACCUCUACCUGCUGAUGAUGGGAGAUUUCCUUGUUGGUUCCUAGGCGAUUAUUCCAGUGUAGACAAGUAGAGCAAAGUGAAAGCCAACUCUUUCCCCACAUCCACAAGCAGUUCUUUCCUCCUUGGCCCUGCUUCUCUGAGGCCAUUUUUCCUCCUUGUUCUUCCCCUUCAAUACAACACAGACCCUCAGAGAAAGGAAAGGAAGUCAGCAGAUUUUGGUCAAAAGGAUAUCUGUCAGCAAUGUUUAUUAGUUUAAUAACAUUAUGGAACAGCCAUUUUCUUCUUUUAAUCUUCAUCAGAACCUUGCACAGUAAAAAUCAUUGCCAUCUUACAGAUGAGGAAACCAGUCUCAGAGCAGUUAUAUAACUUGCUCAUACAGCCGGCAGGUGGCAGAGUGUGCAUUUAAAUAUAGCUUAAAUCCUGAGCUCAGAGAAUAAAAUAAUUACAUUUUGUUUCAAAUUGUAUCACAGAUUGUAUUUUCCACAUACAUGUGGUGUGUGAAAAUUACAUGUCUACACACACUCUCCCUCACUCCCACAUAGGUAUGUAUAACUGUGCAGACAUACAGUCAGAUGCACACCUUCUCUUUCCUUCUAAACUGACUUCCUUCCCAAACUUCUGUUUUGUUGUCGAUGGUGUCACAGGAUCACCUUUGGUUCUUUCUUCAAUACCAGUGACCUUAAUUAGGAUUCAGAAAAGUCUAUAACAUUCUGUCUGUGGAGAAAAGACUUUCAUACAUGGAACCAGAAGGCUUCUUCUAAGAGGCACAGGGCCAAAAUAAGGAGUUUGCAGGAAAAAGAGAAAGAAAUGAGGAUUGACACUGUGGUCCUUGUCUGUUUGCAUGCACACCUGGCAACUCAGGAGAGAUAUGUUCUUUGUCAAAGGCAGAAGUAUUUUUCUGGUGGAGCAAAUCAGAACGUGUCCCUGUUGUUCCUCUGGAGGUGCUUGCAGAACAUCCAACAGAUCAGAAAUAUCACACAGGACACUGACUUACAAAACUGUGUGCUUUAGGCAUUAACACAAACCUCUCCAGAGCGUCAGAAGCAUCCAGGUCAGCGGGGCCUGUUUCAGAACUCACUUCGCAUCCUUACUGUGUUAAUUUUCUGCUAAUCAUCUCAAGUAUUCAGUUGCUGAACAAGACUCAGUUUACACUCAUGAAAGAGCUUCGCGACAGGCAAACCAUGCAGUGAAGCCUGGCGCAGGAAGGCCUGGUGGCUGUGGAAGGAGCCCUGUGUCUGGAGGUCAGGCUCCUUGGCCCUCCCACUGCUGGGCGGCACAGUGGGCACACUGUCUGCAGGCUCACACCUCCACGUGGUACCAGGAAGCCCAAGUUGUUCCUGCUGCCGGUGGCGGGCAGGGCCCUCCUACAUGCGUGUGUCGCAUAGGCACUUCCUCGCUCUGCGACUGGCCUUAACCUUUGCAACUCACCGCCCGGCUCCCAACAGGCUCCACACAAACCAGUGCAAAUCCUAAACCUGCUGGCUCUUACUAAGGAAUACUGAGAGACUGAUAAAACGAUGGAUCCGUGGCUACAGAAUGUACUUAUUUUUGGUUAAUAGAUUCCAUGGCGUUAACCAAGAAUCAGUAGCUUGUGGAUACACAUGUGGUCAAUUGAGGCUAGCAGAAAUGAACCCAUGCUAGGCACUUCCUGCCCUGCAUUCCUGAGCUCAGCAGCUGCGGAAUGUUUCAGGAAUAAUGUUAGAGCUGAGUGCCUCUGCCCCUGAGAGCCAUUCCCCCAGUCCCUGGUCUGAUGACUGUUAGGGGUGAUCCCGGGCACAUCCUGAGGUGAAUGAGGAGGGAAACACAUGUCCUGAGCUCUUUUCAGAGUAGAUCACACCUCUCAUUUUCCUUUACUACUCUCAAAGUGUAUGCGGUUGUGUCUGUAGUUUGGUCAUAAGUGAAUUUCCCUUCUGUGCUGAGCUUGUUUUUCCAACUGAUAUCAGACAUUUCAGAUCCCCAGUAGUAUAUGAACUGUAAGAAUAACUGAGAAAGAUAGAGGAUUCAUAAUAACUUGGAGUAAAGAUAACUUACUGAAGGAUAUAAUGGGUCUUCAGGGAUUUGAGGAACUAUUUUGUGGAAGGAAUUAAGCUUAUUUUGACUUUUAACCUAGGACCAGUGGGCAGAAGUCCCAGGGUUGAGGAAUUCAGUUUAAGGAAGAAUAAACACCCCAUCAGUGACAGCUGGCUAAUGGACAUGCUGCUCAGCAGGUAAUGAGUACUCAGAGUCAGGUUGAAUGGUCAACUGUCUGAAAUAUUAAAGAGUAUAUUCUUGCUUUGGA
Messenger RNA from Manis javanica (Malayan pangolin), 16816 nucleotides. It is a transcript of the gene CMYA5, whose product is annotated as cardiomyopathy associated 5. Lineage: Eukaryota; Metazoa; Chordata; Mammalia; Pholidota; Manidae. Gene Ontology annotation, cellular component: cytoplasm. Gene Ontology annotation, molecular function: protein binding. The record is from RefSeq and is a predicted model, not a curated record.